Molecule: messenger RNA, 1754 nt
Organism: Belonocnema kinseyi
Lineage: Eukaryota; Metazoa; Arthropoda; Insecta; Hymenoptera; Cynipidae
Product: glutamate dehydrogenase, mitochondrial-like
Exons: 8
Coding region: 74-1693 (539 amino acids)
Biological process (GO): L-glutamate catabolic process
Cellular component (GO): mitochondrion
Molecular function (GO): L-glutamate dehydrogenase (NAD+) activity
Source: RefSeq, a predicted model, not a curated record
CUUCAAUUUUGACAUUCAUUUUUAAGAUUUUAUUCAAUUUAAUCUAAUUUCCCAGGAAACAUCUAAAUAAAAAAUGAUUAAAUUAUGGAAGUCAGCAGGAUUGAGAAAUGUUGUUCAAAGCUUUCCUCUGCGAAAUUUCAGUCUCGGUGGAAUUUUUCAAGGCACUCACAAAAUGCCAGAUCGGUUGAAAGCCGUCGGUGAAUCUGAUGACCCAAAUUUUUACGAAAUGGUAGAGUACCAUUUUCAUCGGGCAGUUGAACUGAUGGAAGAUUCGUUUGUAAAAGAACUGGAGAAAUAUCCAAAUAUGACCCAAGAAGAGAGAGUAAAACGUGUCAAGGGAAUUAUUGGGGUAAUGGCCAAUUGUCAGACAGUUAUCGAACUCAAUUUUCCAAUUAAAAGGGAUUCGGGAGAUUAUGAAAUAAUCACUGGGUACAGAGCUCAUCACAAUACCCACAGGUUGCCAACAAAGGGAGGAAUGCGUUUCGGAUUGGAUGUAACAAGGGACGAAGUUAAAGCUUUGGCGUCUUUGAUGACUUUUAAAUGUGCUGCUUGUAAUAUUCCUUUUGGAGGAGCAAAAGCUGGUGUUGUAGUCGAUGUAAAUAAAUAUUCUGCACAAGAAUUGGAGAGAAUUACGAGAAGAUUUACAUUGGAAUUGGCUAAAAAGGGCAUGAUUGGUCCAGCAAUUGAUGUUCCUGCUCCCGAUGUCAACACUGGGCCUAGAGAAAUGUCCUGGAUGGCGGAUACAUAUUCCAAAACGUUUGGAAUGAAUGAUUUAAAUGCUCAUGGGGUUUGCACCGGAAAGCCAAUUAACCAGGGUGGAGUUCAGGGAAGAACAGAAGCCACGGGGCACGGAGUAUAUUUCGCAGUUCUAAAUUUCAUUUCUGAAGAAAAAUGGAUGUCUCAAAUCGGGCUCAGCACGGGUUUUAAAGGAAAAACUUUUAUCGUCCAGGGAUUCGGGAACGUGGGGCGUUUUACCGCUCACUAUUUUGUAAAAGCUGGAGCGAUAUUGAUUGGAGUUGUCUUAGAAAACAUAUCUCUCUAUAAUCCAAAAGGAAUUGACCCAAAUGCUCUAAUGAAACAUAUGGAUGCCAAAAAUACAGCGGAAGGCUUUGCAGGAGCUGAGGUUUACAAGAAGGGUAAUUUAAUGUACGAAAAGUGCGAUAUUUUCGUUCCUGCUGCUGGCGAAAAAUUGGUGAAGAAAAAAGACGCUGAAAAUAUUCAGGCAAAGAUUAUAGCUGAAGGAGCCAAUGGACCUUGUACACCUCUAGCAGAUGUGGUUUUCCAGGAAAGAAACAUAUUAGUGAUUCCAGAUUUAUAUAUGAGUGGAGGCGGUGUAAUAGUUUCAUAUUUCGAGUGGUUAAAAAAUAUAAACCACGUCUCUUUUGGAAGACUUCACUUCAAAUAUGAAAUGGAAUCCAACUAUCACAUUUUAGAUUCCGUGGAGCAAUCCUUGAAAGAGAAAAUGGGAGAUGUUAAAAUCAAACCAACUGCGGCUUUCGAAAAAAGAAUAGCUGGUGCAACAGAAAGAGACAUAGUGAAUACUAGUCUAGAUCAUUCGAUGGAACAUGCUGCUUUUUGUAUUAUGAAAUCGGCAGAAGAUCUCAAUUUGUGCCUGGAUGUUAGAAAAGCAGCCUAUUGUUAUGCAAUUAAAAAGAUUUUUAAAACCUACGAAGUUGCUGGAUUAACAUUUUAAAGAUGUACAUAAAUUUUUUUUGUUUAUAUUGAUUUUAAAUAAAAGUAAACAGAUAUACAUU